UGGGGGGGGUUUGGGUCUAUGCUUCUACGGUUCCCAGUACGACAUGCUUGCAUGGUAGCAUAGGUGCAAACCCAUCCUACCACAUCCUUCUGAUGGGUAGGGAGGCGUGGCUUUUGGGGGUAGCGCAAGUCGCUAUGAUCCCCUCAAAGCAAGUUUGGUGGACUAACCUUCUCGAGGUUGCCGACCCUGUUCUUGGUCUAAUACCAUAUGUAUUAGACGUAACUAAAACCGCCAAGCGAACUAUUGCAGGGAUGGUGAGGUCAUGUCCUUGCGAGUUCAUCGUCCAAAAAGGGAGGACGGUGGACAGUAAAUGACCUCCCGCGUGUUUGUGCCGUGCGCGGGGACCCGUACGGGGGGAUGAAGGAAUCCUGGGGGUUGAGUGGAGUAGUGCGCCGGAACAGUUGUGCGCUGCACACAACACACCUCUUUGGUCUGGAUUUCUCCUCACACGGGAGGCCGGGGUCUAGCUAACCACGGUCAACCGGCUGUGGCAUCCCAUAAGCGGGCUGCCGAGCGAGAGUCGGGACGUGGGGGGGGGGCCGUCGGCGCGGCGCGGGACUCGGGGUGAGUUUGCGUCAUAGUCUCGUGGCGCGAACAGCUCCGUACUUCCUUGCUGCGUGCGGAUGCGUCUGCCUCCCUACGUGCUGGCUCUAUACCGGAGGAGUAGCUCUGACGUCGCUUGCUGAGCAAGGGACGUCCCCGACGUGAGGGCUCCGUGGCGGGUGGAGAGCUCCAAUGGUGAAUCCAAACCAUAUCACCUCAUGGAUAAAGAGGCAAAAAAACUUAAACAAACUAUCACAAACACCAACAAACCCAGGGUUGCGUCGUUGGACGUGUCGCGGUGCAAGUCACCAGUGGCGCGAUACUCUGAUGCCCCUGUCACAAACACCGAUGCACCCUCACGGGCAGCGUCCGGGACCCCAAAAGAGAGGGCAGCGGCUGGGGUUGCACCAAUCCGGGCUGCACUCCGGCCCGUACCCAAUCCGAUGGAAUCCCGUAAACCACCGCACAAGGAUGUGACCACUGCUGCGGCCAGGUUGGCUGCGUCGGUCGAGCCAAAGAUGGCAACUCCGGACGAUGAUACAGCACUGUCUGCGUCUGAAGGGGGUGCUUCCGCGGCAAGAGCGAUGCGGCAGACCGAGGCUGCGACGGAGGGCACGUCCAGUGCACUAACCACGACCAUGGAUAUGUCGGCCCUGAAGACCGCAAUUCAGGAGCCGACUUUCAAAAUGGUCGUUAGCAACUCUAAAAGGCGACGGCACAGGAGAGCCAUAAGGGCGACGGAACAGCAGAAGCUGGUCACCGGCGCUCCGAGGCCACCUGUGAAACCUGGAACUGCCCCCGCUGUAACCACAGUUGAGAGAGGCGGGAAAAGGACACCGAAGCCUAAAAGAUCCACUGCUGCGCCCGUGCCUAGCUGCUCUGGGUGCGGCAAGGGACUAAAGAGUUCAAAAUCAAACCAAUCCACGAAGGGCCAGAAGCGCGACCGGCCUGAGGAAACAGUAACACCGACUGGGGAAAGUAAAAGGGUCAAACCCAACAAACCCCAGACGGUGGAAGGGACCUCGGCCAGUUACGCGGAAGCGGCAGCAUCAUACAAAGCUAACGAGCUUUGUGUUGCCGUGAUGACUGAGCCUUUUGUGGAUAUGACACAGGAACAGGCGGAUAACAUCCGUCUACAAAUCGAGGGUAAAAUUCAAGUUGAGCUCCUAGCGGAUCUUGAUGCUACCCUAACUACCGAGCCCAACGACAUCAGGUUCCGGGGUAAGGCCCAUUUCUCGGAUGGUGUCCUCAAAACUUGGUGCGAGGACACUUACACUCUGGGUUGGCUGACCGGAACUUGUGAUGUCAUCACAAAUCCAGUACCUGACACCAGGUUGGUGGUUCGGCCUCAAUCGGCGAUUCCGAACAGGAUUCCGUGUCUGCUACAUGUACCAGACUACAGUGGCAACACGGAGACACUGAGGAAACUGAUCACGAGGCAAAACCGCCACCUCAACAUCAGAUCAUGGACCCUGACACACGAACGAAGAACUCAGGACCCGACAGGCGUGUCCCUCUUCUUUCGUGUGCCAGAGUUUGAGAUCUCUAAAAUCAAAGAGCAUAAUCGGCGUUUAUACUACCUGAUGGGGAACAUCUAUAUCCGCAUCCUGGAUAGAGAUGAGCCCUCGCAGGUGGCCAACGCCCCACCAACUGCUGCCAGCACAUCGGGGGUGGCGUCGUCGGGGCCGGGGCUGCCCACGUCCCUGACGGGGGCGGCUUCGGUCACCGGGGCACACGUCCCUAUGGAGGUAGCUACACAACCACCGUCACCGGUGCAACUAACUUCGGAUGAUGAGUUGUUUCAGGAGACCGGGGGGAGUGAAUUCAGCGACAGCUGUCUGCGCUCCUCCCCAUCGCCGAACUGACCUCAUCCAGGCCAACCUCCAGCACAGUCAGACAGCGUCGGCUUCCCUACGCAGACUGCUGGAGACCAAUCCGAAGACCAUCGCCGCGAUCCAGGAGCCGUGGAUCAGGAAUGGCAAGAUAUGUGGCCUGGGCUGCACUGGUGGUAAACUUUUACUGGAUACCUCCGAACCUUACAGCUAUUAGGUUACCCAGAGACAAUCAUCCAGACGUCGUCCUGGCGUCCGCCUACUUACCAGGUGACGAGGACGUGCCCACUCCAGAACUCGGCCUUCUGGCUGACUACUGUGAGAGGGAGAAACUGGAGCUAAUCAUCGCGGCGGACUCCAAUGCGCACCACACGUUAUGGGGUAACGCUAG
Messenger RNA from Pieris napi, 2766 nucleotides. RefSeq lists its product as uncharacterized. The record is from RefSeq and is a predicted model, not a curated record. The coding region runs from base 762 to 2408 and encodes 548 amino acids. The transcript is spliced from 2 exons. NCBI's taxonomy places the organism in Eukaryota, Metazoa, Arthropoda, Insecta, Lepidoptera, Pieridae.